UGUGAGUCAGAGGAGCGAGAGAGAGAGAGAGAGAGAGAGAGAGAGAGAGAGAGAGAGAGAGAGAGGGUGAUUGAAAAAAGGGGUGUGGACUGAAGGCUGAACACAGGAAAGUUUUCCCCAGGAACAACAAGUGGGAGAGAGGUGGAAAACUCCGGACCCAAACCUCCAGCUCGCCUGCAAAGCAAACAACGUAAUUCGGAACACACACGGCCACUCUCUCACACACCCAGGAGAGAGAGAGAAGGAGGGAGAGAGAGAGGGUAGAGCUGUUUUCUGUGCGUGUGUCUGCUGCUUGUGUGACGGGGUGUACCCAGACUGAGCAGAGCCAGCUAUGUGUGAAGACUUCGUCCAGGCAGAGAGAAGCAGCAUGGUGAGCACACACCAGAGCCAAGAUCUCGUGGUCCCCAGCCCAGAGCCCGACCCACCCUCCCCCAGCCACAGCCUCACAACCUCGGGCAGCGGAGCAGCCAACGCUAGCUCCGACCAUGGAGCUCCAGGGAGUCCCGCCAUCAAGGAGGGUUCCAGCCCUGGGAUGAACCCAGCCACGGUCGCCUCUGGCCCAGUCAACGCCAUCACGGUGCUGACCCUGCUGGACAAGCUGGUGAACAUGCUGGACACCGUCCAGGAAAACCAGCACAAGAUGGAGGGCCGUCAGGCGGAGAUGGAAGGAGCUGUGAGAGGGAUCCAGGCAGACAUGACCAAGCUGUCCAAGAGCCACACACACACCUCCAACACCGUCAGCAAGCUGCUGGACAAGAGCCGUAAAGUCUCUGUGACCAUGAAAGAGGUUCGAGACAGGAUGGAGCGUCAAGGUGGGCAGGUAAAGAAACUGGAGGCUAACCACGCCCACCUGCUGAAGAGAAACAACUUCAAAGUGCUCAUAUUCCAGGAGGAGAACGAGAUUCCCUCCAGUGUGUUUGUGAAGGAGCCAGUCCCGUUCCCUCAUGAGCUAGAGGAGGGGGAGGAGUCCAAGUCUGUCGUGGUCGACGCCAACCGCUCUCAGGAGGAGGGGCUCCACACCAUCGACCUGUCCUCGGACGAGGAUGUGGGGCUGGAGGCGGAGAAUGAGGAGGAGGGGCUGGAGGAAUUACACGAGCUGUCAGGAGAGCCACUGGAGAGAUCCAGGGCUGAUAAGUUCAAACGUUCCAGCUUGAAGAAGGUGGACAGCUUGAAGAGGGCCUUCUCCAAACAGAACAUAGAGAAGAAGAUGACCAAGAUCAGCACCAAGAUCGUGUCUCAGGAGAAACGAGACAAGAUCAAGAAGAGCCUGACUCCCAACAACCAGAAGAGCCUCUUCAAGGUGUCCCCUCUCACCUUCAGCAUCAGGAAGAGGCGGGGGUCGGAGGGCCCGCAUGAAGCCGAGGCGGAGGCCUCGUCUCAGACCGAGGGCUCUCCUAGCGCCGUGGCCUCCAUCGAGCUCUCCCCGGUGGGCAGCCCCAACCAGGAUCUCACCUUCACUGAGGUGCACACCCAGCUGGCCCCAGAGCUCGAGGACGUAGGCAACGCCCUGGAGAGGGAGGAGCCAGGUGCUGCAGAGUCCAAUGGUGUUCCAGAAUCUGAGGAGAUUCCGGAAUCCGACAUUCCAAGGAGGAGCUGUUGGUGAGGGAGGAAGUGAGGGAGGAAGUGAGUGAGGCGUAUGCCCUCUCCGCCACCCUCCCGCAGGAAGAUUCCCUGUCAGCCCCGCCCUGCAAUCAGGAAGAAGAGGAGGAGGAAACAGAGGAGGGGCAGAAUGAGAAGGAAAUAGUGGUG
This is a messenger RNA of Hypomesus transpacificus, 1749 nucleotides long. RefSeq names its product caveolae associated protein 2b (gene cavin2b). Gene Ontology annotation, cellular component: cytoplasm; caveola. Gene Ontology annotation, molecular function: protein kinase C binding. The record is from RefSeq and is a predicted model, not a curated record. The transcript is spliced from 5 exons. Lineage: Eukaryota; Metazoa; Chordata; Actinopteri; Osmeriformes; Osmeridae. The coding region runs from base 332 to 1603 and encodes 423 amino acids.